This is a messenger RNA of Prunus armeniaca (apricot), 231 nucleotides long. Lineage: Eukaryota; Viridiplantae; Streptophyta; Magnoliopsida; Rosales; Rosaceae. The record is from the annotation of a GenBank genome assembly.
AUGUUCCUCGGGAUAACCGUAAGAUCGUGUAGGAUUCGACGGAUCGUAAAACGGAGUCCCGGAUACUCCGGAAAUGCCAACCCUAGGGUGAGGGUUUCAGUAACCGUCCAAUUGUGCGAUCGUGAGCGGUCUAACCGUCCGUUUCGGACCAAACUUACAGGACGUACUCCGACCCAGCAUACGCAGCAGGCGGGACCCUCUAAGGGUCAAGCUGUGUGGGACUACUUGUGA